This is a messenger RNA of Patella vulgata (common limpet), 5896 nucleotides long. Its product is annotated as beta-1,4-mannosyltransferase egh. Gene Ontology annotation, cellular component: cytoplasm. NCBI's taxonomy places the organism in Eukaryota, Metazoa, Mollusca, Gastropoda, Patellidae. The transcript is spliced from 2 exons. Gene Ontology annotation, molecular function: beta-1,4-mannosyltransferase activity. The record is from RefSeq and is a predicted model, not a curated record. Bases 1055 to 2404 code for a protein of 449 amino acids.
GUCUCUGUCCGGGCUAAUUUCCCUCACAGCACACUGUAUGGCGGAGCCGCAUAGGCCGUAGCGCCGCUGUCCGAGCAAAAUUCCCUCAUAGCACACUGUAUGGCGUAUGCCCGUCUUCGGUGUAAUAAAGUAGGACGUUACACCCCAUUCCAUUUUAUUUUAAUAUUUAGUAAAACCACCUUUAGAGUUAUUGGACUUGAUUACUCUCUCAAAGGCGGGUCCAGGAAUUUUUGCACGAGGGGGCUUGCCAGGUUUCUGUUAAGGAAAUUUGACAGUUGACAAUGCAUGAUGUCAUCAUCGUCUCCAAAUUACGUACGCAUACAUACACACCGAACUUUUUAAAGAGAGAAAUCCGACAUUCCGUUUGACGUCAAUUUUUAUUAUGCAUUAAUAGGAUCACAUUGUGAUUCAGUUUCAUUGAUGCUACGCAUUAAUUGUGAUAUCACAUAUGUCUAUAUCAUUAUCUCGUGCUUUGAAUGCCAAUCCCAUCCCACCAUCUGAUGAUAAAGGAUAAAGCACACAACCGUUACAAUUUUUUUUUAUUUAGAGCAAGGGUGGGACCCCCCUAUGCACACACCACCCCCUAGAUCCGCCCUUACUUCUAAAGUCUAUUGGAAAUCAUCCAGCCCCAUGACAACAGGAACAUUAUUUCACAUUUUUAUUGUUGUUGAUAUUGAUAUUAGUAUUUUUUAAGUUUGUACAACAGCCGGUGUCAUACGUUCAUGUUCAUAUACAGAAGUUAAUAAGUUUAUCGGCAGUAUAGGCCUACACGUGGAUUGUCUCGUUUUAUUUGUCUUUCGGGUAUUCGUAAAGAUUAGUUUUGAUGGCGAGCCUUUAGUUACAUGUGAUGAGUAAUUCAAAACAAUAAUGGACCAAAUAUGACUGCGUAAAGUACGACACGAGUUUGAUUCACUGUUUGAAAGGCCUCUAAACCGGCUUAUAUUACUUAUUGGAAAACUAAUUAUGACCUGUCCUGUGAAGGCCAUUUUUAGACUGUAACACGUGUGACUUGGAAUACUGUUCGAGAAACUGAUUCCGUGACGCGGCCAACACUAUGCAUAGGUAUAUUAAACACUGUUCGAUUAUCGGCCUUUGGUUUUUUGUACUCGCUUUUUGUUUAAAGUUUAUCCAUAUAAAUGAAAUCGAGGAUGGGCGACUUUAUUUGAUCUGCAGCAUUCUGCAGUUUCUGAUUUUGUUUCCGACAGUUUUAAAUGUGACAGGUCUGUUCGGAUUGCUCUUCGUCAACUGUUACCCAGAUAAACCGGUACUGAAAAGGUCCUCAAAAUACUUACCUUUUGAAACCUUCAUGUGCUUCCGUGUUGUAACUCGUGGACUCUAUCCGCAACUCGUUAAAACAAGUCUGCAGCGGAAUAUAGACAUAUGUAUAAAAUUAGGACUGUCGAAUUAUGUAUUUGAAGUAGUCACCGAUGAAUUCAUUGGAAUAAAAGAAAGUCUAAACGUGCGGGAAGUAGUUGUACCGGAGAAUUAUCAAACCAAACAUGGAUCUCGAUAUAAAGCACGUGCUUUACAAUAUUGUUUAGAAGAAGGAGUAAAUAUAUUGAGUGAUAAUGAUUGGAUAAUACAUUUAGAUGAAGAAACAUUAAUGACGGAACGCAGUUUAAUUGGUGUCAUUAAUUUUAUAAAUGACGGUCAAUAUGAAUUUGGUCAAGGUGUCAUUACCUACGCUAACGAGGAAAUUGUUUGUUGGAUAACGACAUUGGCCGAUUCUGUACGAGUUGGUAUUGAUUAUGGACUGAUACGAUUUACUUUAGGACAAUUACACCGUCCAAUUUUCAAUUGGAAGGGGUCAUUCAUUGUCGCCAAUGCCGGGGCAGAAAAAAGCGUCUCUUUUGAUUUUGGACUUGAAGGCAGCAUUACCGAAGAUUGUUAUUUCGGAAUGAAAGCCUGGGAAAUGGGAUACAGAUUUAACUUUAUCGAAGGCGAGAUGUGGGAGAAGAGUACUUUUUCAGUCAUGGAUUAUAUACGACAGCGAAGGCGGUGGUUUCUGGGAAUCUCAAAGGUGUUUUUAAGUAAUAAUAUAAAACUACCCUACAGGACAGGGUUAUUUUUUCUUUUAAUAAGUCAGUUAUCAGUGCCCUUUCUCACAGCGAGUGCCUUAACUGGUAUACCGAAGAACUCACAAUUGCGCAUCGUAUUUGUUGUUCAAACCGCAAUCUUCAUGUUCAUUUACAUAGUUGGUGUGAUGAAAUCCUUUCAACAUCACCGAUGUAGAUGGUGGCUACCUCUCUUCGCCUUUUUCAUAGCGUUCCCAAUGAGCGUAGUGUUAUCGGUGCUUGAAACUUCGGGUACAUAUUGGGCUAUUACCAGAUGGUCUCAAGUCGGCUUUCAUAUAGUCAACAAAAAUAUCUCACCGGUAAACAAUCGUGAAAUUAGAAUUACAUAAUUUGAUUAAAAUACAGAUCUUAUUUCGUUUCGUUUUUAUGGUUCAUAAUUUCGUUUUACUUUUCUUUACUACACUAGGAUCUGGAAGAGUUGUUGUCAUUGACGUGUUCUGAAUGAUGUGAGCUAUUAGCCAAUGAAACUGUCUGUUACGGCGAGCUUUAGGCGUGUUUUGCACGGAACUGUGGGUAAUCCACUAGUAACAUCAAUGCUGAUUGGUUAAUCAAAUGUCUGACGUCAUAGGUCAAUAUCCGCUCGUAUGACCUCUGACGCGACCUAUCGCUACAACCGGUCAGAUCUUCAUGUAGUAAACGAAACGAAAUGUAGAUCUGUAUUUGAAUCAGAUUGAGUGCCGACUGAAGUCUAGGGACUCGAGACUAAUUUCGGGGGGGGGGGGCAGGACAAAACGCACGAGGAUAUCACGUACAAGCUGGGAAAUGGAGAAACCACGCCACUUGACUCAAUGGCAUGCUUUAUGAUCCAACGCGCGCUCGUUAACCAUUCGGUCACCAACAAACCCCCAAACCCCGCCACCCCAAGCCUCGGAUGAGACGAAGUACCGAGGUCCCGUGUACACAUCGGCGGGCACGUAAAAGAUACUUUGACCGUUGGAUUUCGAUAUAAGAGUAGACCGUAUUGCCGCUGUGCUGGCAAAAUUUCAUGCCCGUAUUCAUUCGCCCCGUUGGAGCCGAACAGUAGGGCGUUAAACUCCCAUUUUAAUUUAUUUAUUUAUAUAAUUAUUUAGGUAGUUAGAUGUGCUUUUUUAUUAUUAUAGUUUCUACUUUUUAUAUCAUAUUAUGUUAGUUAAUGUUCCAUAAACAUCUAGUGAUGUUAAUCUAUGAUCCAUAAACAUAAUAUAUGUUUCAUAAACAUAUGUAUUCCAUAAAUCUUUAGUUAUAACAUUAAUCUAUGUUCCAUAAACCUCUAGUUAUAUUAUAUUACAUUCAUAUAAGUCCCAUAAACAUCUAAUUAUAUUGUAUUACAUAAAUAUAAGUUCCAUAAACCUCUAGUUAUAUUAUAUUACGUUAAUCUAUGUUCCAUAAACAUCUAGUUAUAUUAUAUUACAUUAAUCUAUGUUCCAUAAACAUCUAGUUAUAUUAUAUUACAUUAAUCUAUGUUCCAUAAACAUCUAGUUAUAUUAUAUUACAUUAAUCUAUGUUCCAUAAACCUCUAGUUAUAUUGUAUCCGUGUUCCAUAAACAUCUAGUUAGAUAGGGUUUAAUGGUCGAGAGCGAGACAUUAAGUAAUAUAUUGAUAUUGCAUGCGGCGUUAGACGAGUGUUGUUUCAAUAUAUUACGCAAUGACUUUAGCUCGAGUCCAUUAAACAACUUAAAAUACAGACACUAUCCCGCACGUGCUUUUCAAUGCAAUGCGCCACACGAGUCCAAUAUUUUAUCUAGUAUAGAUGAUGUACGAUUGGCAAGUUGCCCGUACAUUAUUGGAAAUAAUGGUACGCCAACACCAAAGGAUGACGUCACAUCUGUAUUUUAAAUAAUAUUAAAGAGCUAAAUCUGCCUACUGCAUGUAUUUUACUGACCUCAAAUAUUGUAUAUAUUAUUUACACUCUAGUGUAAUUAAAUUAUUUAUUAUUGUAGCAAUGGUAGUACUACUUCCGGCUAAAUGAUAGCACUACUUCCGGCUAAAUUAUAGCACUACUUCCGGCCAUAUUGUAGCACUACUUCCGGCUAAAUCGUAGCACUACUUCAGGCUAAAUUGUAGCACUACUUCAGGCUAAAUGGUAGUAUUACUUCAGGCUAAUUGGUAGUAUUACUUCAGGCUAAAUGGUAGUAUUACUUCAGGCUAAUUGGUAGUAUUACUUCAGGCUAAAUGGUAGCACUACUUCAGGCUAAUUGGUAGAACUACUUCAGGCUAAUUGUAGCAUUACUUGAGGCUAAAUUGUAGCAUUACUUCAGGCUAAAUUGUAGCACUACUUCAGGCUAAUUCUUAUCAACACUUCAAAUAUUCAUAACUUACCUCACAACAAAGUAAAUGUCACUAUAACUAUUAUAGCGAAAACUGUCAGCUCUUUUUCUAAAUCCUACAUAAUGCAUCUUUAAUCUGUGUUUCAUGAGAAUCUAUUUAUAUUUAAUUAUUUUUAUACGCCUACCUUUUAAUGUGGACGUAUUAUGUUGUCACCCCUGUCCGUCCGUCCACGAUUUGUUUGUGGACACUCUACAGGUCACAAUUUUUAUCCGAUUUUGAUGAAACUUGAAAUAUAGGUCUAUCUUCUAAAGAUAUCGGUUCCUUUCGAUAUUGGCAUGUAUCGGACCUUAACUUCAUGGAUUAUGGCCCCUGAUUGUACGAAAAAUCACUUUUUUUUAGCUUUUGGCCAUUGGCAUCUGAUAUGGAUGCAUGUUUAUAACCCACAGAGCUUGGUUCCUGUCGAUAUUCGCGCAUAUCGGAUCGUAACUUCCUGAAUUAUGGUCCUCGAUUGUACGAAAAAUCGCAUUUUUAGCUUGUGGUCCCUCUAAAGGGCACACUUAUUAUCUUAUUUAAAAAAAAGGUUUGAAUAUAUCACCGUAAUGUCGAUUGAUUUUGAUUUUCGUGAAAAUCGGACCAAAACUGACGGACAAAAUGGCUGCCCAACGUACGCAUAUAGUGCAAAAUAUAUGGUAUAUCAAGAUUGUGGGUCCACUAUAGAUGUCACAAUUUUCAUCCGAUUUUGAUGAAAGUUGAAAUACAUGUUUAUAACCCUAAGAUCUUGGUUCCUUUUGAUAUUCGUGCAUACCGGAUCGUAACGUCUUGAAUUAUUGCACUUGAUUGUACGCAAAAUGUGGACCUUAUAGAGGUCAUAAUUUUUAUCCAAUUUAUAAAAACGUUUGAAUAUAUCACCAUCACACCCUAAUGAUGGUUGAGUUCGAAUUUCGUGAAAAAGGGUUGUGGAUCCUUUAGAGGCCACAAUAUUGAUGAAACUUGAAAUGCAUGUUUAUAACCCAAAGAUCUUGGUUCCUGUCGAAAUUCGCGCAUAUCAGACUUUAACUUCCCGAAUUAUGGCCCCUGAUUGUACGAAAAAUCAUGUUUUUUUGCUUGUGGAUUCUGUAGAGGUCACAAUUUUUAAUUGAUUGUAAAAGUGUUUAAAUAUAUCACCAUUCCACCAUAAUGAAGGUUCAAUUUGAAUUUAGGGAAAAUCGAAACUAAACUGCCUGACAAAAUGGCUGCUCUUUCUACGCGAAUUGUGUAAAAGCAUGUAAUACGAAGGUUGUGGACCCUCUAGAGGUCACAAUUUUUACCCGAUUUUGAUGAAACGUAAAAUAUUUCAGACCAUACCUUUCUGGAUUAUGGACCCUGAUUAUAAGAAAAAACGCCUUUGUUUUUAGCUUGUUCUCUAUCCAUCUAUUGCAAAAUAUGGGCGUAUCUUGCCUGGAAAUGGCUGGGGUUUUUCAUGUUUCUGCCAAUUUAUUUCACUGGUACUUUCACAUAUUUGUGUAUUCUGUAUGUUGCUUAAUCACGUGUGUUAUAAAUUACAACCCAAUUCUCUGUUCAUUUAUUUAAACAAA